ACGUGACGGCCUCCGGCCAGCCAAUGGAUAAUCGCAACGCAGAAUUUCGAAUGUGGUGGCGGUAGCUGCGGGUUACAUGGCGGAGCGGGAGGCUGCAUCAACUCGCCCGGACGUGAGCGGCCGAGAUGCAUUUCACUAUGUAGCCCAAGCUUGAGUCUAUGAUCCACCUGCUUUAGACUUUUUAGUAGCUUGGAUUAUUCUACAACACCUGACUAUUAAUAUUUCUAAACUGAAAAAUCAAAAUUAUUGCUUUUUCUUGAAACAAAGAUGGUUAAGGAAAGGUGUCAGAAAAGGUCCUUUCAAGAUACUCUUGAAGACAUUAAGAAGCGAAUGAAAGAAAAAAGGAAUAAAAACUUGGCGGAGAUUGGCAAACGCAAGUCCUUUAUAGUUGCACCAUGCCAAGUACCCACUAACACUUCUACGCUGCUGAAAUAUUACCAAGAUAACAACAGGUUGUUAGUUUUGGCUUUGGAAAAUGAAAAAUCCAAAGUGAGAGAAGCACAGGAUAUCAUCCUACAGCUGAGAAGAGAAUGCUACUACCUUACAUGUCAGCUAUAUACACUGAAAGAGAAGCUAACUUCCCGACAAAGUGAAGAAACUGCUCAGAACUGGAAAGGACGUCCCUCAGAAGUGGUCUCCAGCAGUGACAAUACGACCAGGGACUUGUCUGUGAAGACCAUACAGCAAAUUGCUCUUGAAGAAACUGACUGUCCAUACCAAACCACAGAACCAAGUCCUACUGCUACUCCAGAGACACUAGGUUGCGAUUUUGAUUCAGAUAAAGUGGAGUCUACUGAUGAAAUCUUGCCUAGAACUGUAUCUUUCCGUCCCCCCUUAAGGAAAAAUGUUAGUAAUAGAAGUCACUCCACUGCUUUGGAGGGUUGUAAAGCCAGUCCAAGAGUGGGACAGCCCUUGGAAGUUAAAAGAAGUAUAUGUAAAGACCUAACCAUAACCCUGCACAGACUUGAAAAUGUAGAACAAAAUGUUUCUCUGUGGAACAAAGACCAAAUUAACUUAUGCUCUAGACUGAUUAACCCAGCAAAGAUUACUAAAACACAAGAAAUCAUUGUAUCAUCUAAACCUGAACAAAUAGAAAGUAAGCAUAAAUGUGCACAAAAAAGAACAGAGCAAAGAAGAACCAACCAGAGAUGCAAAUCAAAAUUCUCAUUGAGGAGUAAAGGCAACAAAGGCAAAGAUAAGCAGGCUUUACCCCCUCCUUCACUGGAGGGGUGUAUUGGUUCUAGUGAUGCUUACGAUUUCAAUAUAAAAGAGAGUGUUCACCACACCCCUUUCCGACAAAAAGUGAGCAUUGACUCCAAUAGAGAAACCAACAGCAGCAACUCAGAAGUCGCUGAAUGCAGUACCUCUGAGGAUGAGUCUGAUGACCUCUACCUGCCUCCUCACAAGCACUUGCAAGACUACACAGGGUCAGACAGACCAGUUACCAGGCCUCCGUCUAAAAGAGGACUUAAGUACCCAGAUGAAAACAAGAUGGAGGAGGUGCUGUCAUCUACAACUCCUACUGGUAACCCACCUGAGACUCAAGAGUCACCUCAUUGUAGCCUAAACGAUAUCACCAAUGUCCUGCAGCGUCCUAUAGUGAAAAUCAGGAAGCUUUCUCUGGCUCCAAAACGACAUGAAGACAGCCCAGCAGUGUCUCUGUCUAAACGCAGGUGUAGCGCCAUCACAAGCUAUAAAGAGCCAACACUCUCUUCGAAGCUAAGAAGAGGGGACCCUUUCACAGACUUGUGUUUCUUGAAUUCUCCUAUUUUCAAGCAGAAAAAAGGUAUGAGACGUCCUAAAGGAAGAACAAAGAAAACAUAACUCCUUUGAUUGGAUAUUAUUGAAGAUGGUUCUUCUCUUUUGCCUAAUAGAGUGUUAUGAGACAGUGCACAGUGAGCAGAACCAUCCCUUAUGCUCUGGGUCAGGAGGGUCCCUUGGACCUAUACUUUGUAUGGAUUACUACCAACAUCUAAAACUUCUCCAGCAUCUAUUUUUUCCUUAAGGAGGAGAAUUGCAGAGUAGAAAACUUACAUAGGAUGUAGAUCUUUCAUAAAUCCUUACCAGCACACUAAGACAUACCAUAAGUGGGUGAGGAACCCUUCCGUCAUAAUGAUUCUUCCUGUAAAAUGUGUAUCGAAUUGUGAUUAAGAGAAUUAAUGAAUUGAGUUCUGGAACAAGGUAACUGUUGUGAACUGUGAGUACAGUGCUAUUCCUCAGCAGAAUAAUAGCAUGUCGUGGACCUCUGGCUAGCCCUUUGUGUGAUCAGUCAACAGUGUAAAAGUGUGAAUAAAAGGGGCUUCUGGUUUUGAUCUAUGAACAAAAUGUAAGUAUCCAGUUCAGAAAA
Arvicanthis niloticus (Nile rat) is the source of this 2347-nucleotide messenger RNA. It is a transcript of the gene Sgo1, whose product is annotated as shugoshin 1. NCBI's taxonomy places the organism in Eukaryota, Metazoa, Chordata, Mammalia, Rodentia, Muridae. Gene Ontology annotation, cellular component: chromosome, centromeric region; nucleus. Gene Ontology annotation, biological process: meiotic chromosome segregation. The record is from RefSeq and is a predicted model, not a curated record.